UUGGUUACGAUUGUUUCAUAGCUUUUGUGGAAUACAAAUAAAAUGUAUUAGAAAUAAUCUAAUAACAAUGUUUUUAGUUUUUCUUCUUAUGAUUGCGUUUGUUUCAUGGUCGGAACAACAUUUGGCGUUUCGUGAUACAAUAAUGAAGUCUAAAACAUACUAUUUCGAGAAUUAUAUGCGAGCAACAAUGACGCCAGGAUUUUAUUAUCCAUAUUCGCCGAUCAAUUACUGCAGUCUGUCGAUGGCGUGUGUUCACGACUCCAGGUCUGUUUGCGCAACAUCUCCUGAUGGCUGCAGUCGCCGCAAGUUCCUAGACCAAUGUGACAUGUUCGAGUACAAUUGUGACUAUAACGCACACUUUUCAACCGCAGUCACGACACAAUGCCCACAUAGUAUGGUUGAUUUCGCUUGUUAAAAACCAAUA
Molecule: messenger RNA, 424 nt
Organism: Papilio xuthus (Asian swallowtail)
Lineage: Eukaryota; Metazoa; Arthropoda; Insecta; Lepidoptera; Papilionidae
Exons: 5
Coding region: 68-415 (115 amino acids)
Source: RefSeq, a predicted model, not a curated record